Molecule: messenger RNA, 1345 nt
Organism: Thecamonas trahens ATCC 50062
Lineage: Eukaryota; Apusomonadida; Apusomonadidae
Exons: 1
Coding region: 50-733 (227 amino acids)
Source: RefSeq, a predicted model, not a curated record
CCUCACCCUCACCCACCACCACCACCACCACCACCCCAUAUACACUAAGAUGGACGCCCAGCUCUACACCCAGCUGGAGGCCAUCGACUCAGACAUCAAGACUAUCCUCCGCCGCAAGCGCCGCGCUGCCAAGGCCAAGGCCAAGGCCAAGCGGUCGCGGGCGGCGGAUGGAGUGCCGUCGGGCCACGCCACCAAGUCGGAUGCUCGGCGUGGCUCACGCUCGCGCUCGAGGUCGGAUGACGGCUCAGAGUCAAGCGAUGGAGUGACCCACAUGCUCCCGGCCCGGAUUCGUGCUCGAGCCUCGCGCACCGGCACUGCUGCCGGCCGGGGUGCUGCUCGCAAGUCCGCCCGCCCCACUCUCCUGGAUGAGGUCCGUGCCGCCCGGGCCGAUCCGGCCGAUAUCUACCGCUCCAACAUGGCCGCCAUCCUCGGAUCGCGCUCCGCUGCUCUGAAGCGUGCUGCUGAACGUGAAGCCAAACGCAACUCGCGCCGUCGCCGCCCGCGCAAGGGCAAGGACAACACGCCUGCUGUGGCUGCCCCGGUCUCUGUCGCCCUUCCAGCCGUCAGCGCCAUUCGCGAGCGCCUCGACGCCGAGGCCAAGGCCAAGGCCCGCAAGCGUCGCCUUCUCGCCCGCCGCCGCCGUGGCUCGCCGGUUCCGGAGCUCUCGUCGUCGUCGUCCGAUGACUCGGACUCUGUCGCCUCGGACGCUUCGUCGUCAUCACUCAAGUGGUGACGAGCAGCUCACCUCACCCGCUGCCGUCGGCCGUUUACUUCAACCGCAUCGUCAUCGGCGGAAGCAGCUCUUCCCGCGCUCGCUGGGCAAUGUGUGGGUACUUGGAGUUCCGCUCCGAUGGCGCAAUGCCGCCGGGUACAAACAGCGGCUCGCGGUCGCGCUCCAGCUGCUCGAUCACCCCGCCGACCACCUUGUCGCGAUACGCCUUCCACCGCUUUGCCCGCACCUGCUCCUUGUACAUCUCGCGGAGCUUUUCUUCCGGAAUCGUCGUUGCAUACAGGUGCUCCUCAAGCUUGCGGUGGAAGAGCGCGUGCUCAAAGUGUAGCAGGUCGUGCCGCGGAAGCUUGCCGACUUCGACCCCGUGCUCGCCGGCGGUCACCGUCUCAAGUGUCAUCUCGCGGCUGUCGACCCGGAACCCAAACAGCGCUCCGCGCGUCAAGUCCUGCAGCCGCACCAGCUUGACCGGCUCGCUGCGGUCCUUGGCUUCGGCCGAAAGCGCGCGGUCGACAUGAACAGAGCCCUUCUUGAGAAAGUACACAUGCCGCGACCGCUCCUGUGCUCGGUACAGCACGUCGCCUGGCUUGUACUGCACGAACAGCAGCUUGUCCGCCA